AGCUUCAUUUACAUAAAGCGAUUCCGGGCGGGAGGGCGGGCGAGCCGGCAGCGGGCAGGCCGGGGACGGGGACGCGAGCGCCGCGCCCCGUGGGUGAAUCCCCGCCGCGCGCCCGGGGACCCUCCCUCCCGGGGAGGAGCGACCACCGGCCCCGGCCGCCACCAUGAGCCCCCCUCCCCAGCCCCAGGCACCCCCGCACCUAGCCAGAGCCACCUUAGAGCCCCGGGGGCAGCGGGAGGUGGGGAGAAGGCCGCCUGGGGUGGUGGGUAAGUUCGGGGCUCCGGUGCCGCUGGAAUUUCCCAUUGUCGCUUCCGCCGAGGCCCCCGGACCUGCGAGUGCCUCCUCCCUCCGGAGGUGUGCGGAGCCUUUGUGCGCCAGGUCCAAUCCGUACUGGGUGCAAUGAAAGCUCCACGCAGGCCUUACCAUGGAAGGCUGUGACUCGCCCGUCGUCUCGGGGAAGGACAAUGGGUGCGGUAUCCCUCAGCACCAGCAAUGGACUGAACUCAACAGCACCCACCUCCCCGACAAACCCAGUAGCAUGGAGCAGCCCACAAGCGAGAGCCACGGGCCCCUGGACGGCCUGAGGGCCCCCUUCAAUGAGCGCCUCGCGGAGAGCACCGCCCCGGCCGGGCCCGCCGCCGAGCCCGCCGCCGCUGCCGCCGCCGGCAAGGAGGUCAGCUGCAACGAGUGCUCGGCCUCCUUCGCCAGCCUCCAGACCUACAUGGAGCACCACUGCCCCGGCGCCCGCCCCCCGCCGCCGCCGCCGCCGCCGCCGCCUCCGCCCCUGAGGGACGAGAGCGGGAGCGACAGCAGCGAGGAGGGGGACGAGGAGAGCGACGUGGAGAACCUGGCCGGGGAGAUCGUGUUCCAGCCGGACGGCUCGGCGUACAUCGUCGAGAGUCUGAGCCAGCUGACCCAGGGCGGGGGCGCGGGCGGCGGGCCUCUCCCGUCCCUCUUCCUGAACUCUCCCGCCGCCGCCGCCGCCGCCGCCGCCUCGGGGGGCAAGCAAGGGGACCCUUCCUGUGCGGCACCCGUCUACCCCCAGAUCAUCAACACUUUCCACAUAGCCUCAUCCUUCGGGAAGUGGUUUGAGGGCCCAGACCAGGCUUUCCCGAAUACCUCAGCCCUGGCGGGGCUCAGCCCCGUCCUGCACAGCUUCCGCGUAUUCGACGUGCGACACAAAAGCAACAAGGAUUACCUAAACAGCGACGGCUCUGCCAAAAGCUCCUGCGUAUCCAAAGAUGCUCCCAACAACGUGGACCUGUCCACCUUCGAUGGCUUCGUGCUCUACGGCAAGCGGAAACCCAUUCUGAUGUGUUUCCUCUGCAAGCUCUCCUUUGGCUACGUCCGUUCGUUUGUGACCCACGCGGUGCACGACCAUCGAAUGACCCUGAGUGAAGAGGAGCGGAAGAUUCUUAGCAAUAAGAACAUCUCCGCCAUCAUCCAAGGGAUCGGCAAAGACAAGGAACCCCUUGUAAGUUUUCUGGAACCAAAAAACAAAAACUUUCAACUCCCUUUAGUUUCCACCGCUAACCUCAUAGGCCCCGGACACAGUUUUUAUGGGAAAUUCAGUGGCAUUCGAAUGGAAGGGGAGGAGGCUCUCCCCGCCGGCCCCACUGCGGGCCCCGAGCAGCCCCAGGCGGGUCUCCUGACCCCCAGCACCCUCCUGAACCUUGGCGGGCUCACCAGCUCCGUCCUGAAGACCCCCAUUACCUCAGUCCCCCUAGGGCCUCUGGCCUCCAGUCCUACCAAGUCCUCAGAGGGCAAGGACUCUGGGGCAGCAGAAGGAGAGAAGCAAGAAGUGGGUGAUCCGGACUGCUUCUCGGAGAAGGCGGAGCCCGCUGAGGAGGAGGCGGAGGAGGAGGAGGAGGAAGAGGAGGCGGAGGAAGAGGAAGAGGAGGAGGAAGAUGAGGAGGAAGAAGAGGAAGAGGAGGGCUGCAAAGGACUCUUUCCAAGCGAGCUGGACGAGGAGCUGGAGGACAGGCCCCCCGAGGAGUCUGGGGCCGCGGCAGGUAGUAGCAGCAAAAAGGACCUUGCUCUCUCAAACCAAAGCAUUUCUAACUCCCCCUUAAUGCCUAAUGUGCUCCAGACCCUGUCCAGGGGCACAGCUUCUACUAGUUCUAAUUCCGCUUCUUCCUUUGUUGUCUUUGAUGGUGCGAACAGGAGGAAUCGUUUAAGCUUUAACAGUGAGGGCGUCAGGGCCAACGUGGCAGAGGGCGGCAGGAGGCUGGACUUUGCUGAUGAAAGUGCCAAUAAAGACAAUGCCACAGCACCAGAACCAAAUGAAAGCACAGAGGGGGACGAGGGGGGCUUUGUCCCCCAUCACCAGCACGCUGGCUCCCUCUGCGAGCUCGGGGUGGGGGAGUGCCCCUCGGGGAGCGGCGUGGAGUGCCCCAAAUGCGACACGGUCCUGGGCUCCUCCCGCUCACUGGGCGGCCACAUGACCAUGAUGCAUUCUCGCAACUCGUGCAAGACACUCAAGUGCCCCAAGUGCAACUGGCACUACAAGUACCAGCAGACGCUGGAGGCGCACAUGAAGGAGAAGCACCCGGAGCCGGGGGGCUCCUGCGUCUACUGCAAGAGCGGGCAGCCCCACCCCCGGCUGGCACGAGGCGAGAGCUACACGUGCGGUUACAAGCCUUUCCGCUGCGAGGUGUGUAACUACUCCACGACGACCAAAGGCAACCUCAGUAUCCAUAUGCAGUCCGACAAGCAUCUCAACAACAUGCAGAACCUGCAGAAUGGCGGGGGGGAGCAGGUGUUCAGCCACACAGCCGGGGCAGCGGCAGCCGCAGCGGCGGCGGCUGCAGCCGCGGCCAACAUGGGCAGCUCCUGCGGGGCCCCCUCGCCCACCAAACCAAAAACCAAGCCCACCUGGCGGUGCGAGGUGUGCGACUAUGAGACCAACGUCGCCCGGAACCUGCGCAUCCACAUGACCAGCGAGAAGCACAUGCAUAACAUGAUGCUGCUGCAGCAGAACAUGACCCAGCUCCAGCACGGCCGCCACCUGGGCCUGGGCGGCCUGCCGCCGCCCGCCGAGGCCGAGCUCUACCAGUACUACCUGGCCCAGAACGUCAGCCUGCCCAACCUGAAGGUGGACAGCACGGCCCCGGACGCCCCGUUCGUGAUGAGCGGCUUCCAGCUGGACCCCGCCGGGCCCGUGGCCGCCAUGACGCCCGCUCUAGUGGGCGGUGAAAUCCCCCUAGACAUGCGGCUCGGGGGCGGGCAGCUGGUGUCGGAGGAGCUGAUGAACCUGGGCGAGAGCUUCAUCCAGACCAACGACCCGUCGCUGAAGCUCUUCCAGUGCGCCGUCUGCAACAAGUUCAGCACGGACGCCCUGGACCUGCUGGGGCUGCACAUGAGCGUGGAGCGCAGCCUCCCGGAGGAGGAGUGGAAGGCGGUGAUGGGGGACUCGUACCAGUGCAAGCUAUGCCGCUACAACACCCAGCUCAAGGCCAACUUCCAGCUGCACUGCAAGACGGACAAGCACGUGCAGAAGUACCAGCUGGUGGCCCAUAUCAAGGAGGGCGGCAAGGCCAACGAGUGGCGGCUCAAGUGCGUGGCCAUCGGCAACCCCGUCCACCUCAAGUGCAACGCCUGCGACUACUACACCAACAGCUUGGAGAAGCUGCGGCUGCACACGGUCAACUCCAGGCAUGAGGCCAGCCUGAAGCUGUACAAGCACCUGCAGCAGCACGAGAGUGGCGUGGAGGGCGAGAGCUGCUUCUACCACUGCGUUCUGUGCAGCUACUCCACCAAGGCCAAGCUCAACCUCAUCCAGCACGUGCGCUCCAUGAAGCACCAGCGCAGCGAGAGCCUGCGCAAGCUGCAGCGGCUGCAGAAGGGCCUCCCCGAGGAGGACGAGGACCUGGGGCAGAUCUUCACCAUCCGCAGGUGCCCCUCCACCGACCCCGAAGAAGCCAUUGAAGAUGUUGAAGGGCCCAGUGACGCGGCUGCUGAUCCCGAGGAGCUCGCUAAAGACCAGGAGAGUGGAGGCGAGAAGGACCAGAGCAAGUGGACAGCAUCAUCAAGCCAAGCAGAGAAGGAGCUGACAGAUUCUCCUGCAACCUCCAAACGCAUCUCCUUCCCAGGUAGCUCGGAGUCCCCUCUUUCUUCAAAGCGACCAAAAACAUCAGAGGAGACCAAGCCGGAGCAGAUGUACCAGUGUCCCUACUGCAAGUACAGCAACGCCGACGUCAACCGGCUGCGCGUGCACGCCAUGACGCAGCACUCGGUGCAGCCCAUGCUCCGCUGCCCCCUCUGCCAGGACAUGCUCAACAACAAGAUCCACCUCCAGCUGCACCUCACCCACCUACACAGCGUGGCGCCCGACUGUGUGGAGAAGCUCAUCAUGACGGUGACCACCCCUGAGAUGGUGAUGCCCAGCAGCAUGUUCCUCCCAGCGGCUGUUCCAGAUCGAGACGGGAGCUCCAGUGUGGAGGAGGCAGGAAAGCAGCCUGAAACCUCAGAGGAUCUGGGAAAGAACAUCUUACCCUCUGCGAGCACAGAACACAGUGGAGAUUUGAAACCCUCUCCUGUGGACCCGGGCUCUGUGAGAGAAGAUUCAGGCUUCCUGUGCUGGAAGAAGGGGUGCAACCAGGUUUUCAAAACUUCCGCCACCCUCCAGACGCACUUCAACGAGGUUCACGGCAAGAGGCCCCAGCUGCCGGUGUCGGAUCGCCACGUGUACAAGUACCGCUGCAACCAGUGCAGCCUGGCCUUCAAGACCGUGGAGAAGCUGCAGCUGCACUCUCAGUACCACGUGAUCAGAGCGGCCACCAUGUGCUGUCUCUGUCAGCGCAGUUUCCGAACUUUCCAGGCUCUGAAAAAACACCUUGAGACAAGCCACCUGGAGUUGAGUGAGGCCGACAUCCAGCAGCUUUAUGGCGGCCUUCUGGCCAAUGGGGACCUCCUGGCAAUGGGGGACCCCACCCUGGCCGAGGACCAUACCAUAAUCGUGGAGGAAGACAAGGAGGAAGAGAGUGACUUGGAGGAUAAACAGAGCCCGACGGGCAGCGACUCUGGGUCGGUACAAGAGGACUCAGGCUCAGAGCCAAAGAGAGCCCUACCUUUCCGCAAAGGCCCCAACUUCACCAUGGAAAAAUUCCUGGACCCUUCUCGCCCUUACAAGUGCACCGUCUGCAAGGAAUCUUUCACUCAAAAGAACAUCCUGCUCGUGCACUACAAUUCUGUCUCCCACUUACACAAGUUAAAGAGAGCCCUUCAAGAAUCGGCUACCGGUCAGCCAGAACCCACCAGCAGCCCUGACAACAAACCUUUUAAGUGCAACACUUGCAACGUGGCCUACAGCCAGAGUUCCACCCUGGAGAUCCACAUGCGCUCUGUGCUGCAUCAGACCAAGGCCCGGGCAGCCAAGCUGGAGGCGGCGAGCAGCAGCAGUAAUGGCACCGGGGGUGGCAGCACAGCCCCCUUGAGCUCCUCCACCCCGAGUCCUGUGAGCACCAGUGGCAGUAACACCUUUACCACCACCAACCCAAGCAGUGCUGGCAUCGCUGCGAGCUCCAGCUUAUUGAGUCAAGUGCCCGCUGAAAGUAUAGGAAUGCCACCCCUGGGGAACCCCAUCAGUGCCAACAUUGCAUCCCCUGCAGAGCCCAAGGAAGCCAACCGGAAGAAGCUGGCAGACAUGAUUGCAUCCAGGCAGCAGCAGCAGCAGCAGCAGCAACAAGCACAGACACUGGCCCAGGCCCAGGCUCAAGUUCAAGCUCACCUGCAGCAGGAGCUGCAGCAGCAGGCGGCUCUGAUCCAGUCCCAGCUGUUCAACCCCACCCUUCUGCCCCACUUCCCCAUGACCACCGAGACCCUGCUCCAGCUGCAGCAGCAGCAGCAUCUCCUCUUCCCCUUCUACAUCCCUAGUGCCGAAUUCCAGCUCAACCCGGAGGUGAGCUUGCCGGUGACCAGUGGGGCUCUAACGCUGACGGGGACGGGGCCAGGCCUGCUGGAAGACCUGAAGGCCCAGGUUCAGAUCCCGCAGCAGGGCCACCAGCAGAUGCUGCAGCAGCAGCAGCAGCAGCAGAGCCAGCUCCCUCUGCCCCAGAGUCACCCUGCCCUCCUACAGCCCGGCCAGCACACUGAAAAGAAAAACAAACUGGUUAUCAAAGAAAAGGAGAAAGAAAGCCAGAGAGAGAGGGACAGUGCCGAGGGGGGAGAGAUCAACUCGGGACCAAAGGAAUCACUGCCUGAUGCCUUGAAGGCCAAAGAGAAGAAAGAACUGGCCCCGGGGGUUAGUUCUGAGCCCUCCAUGCUCCCUCCACGCAUUGCCUCAGAUGCCAGAGGGAAUGCUACCAAGGCCUUGCUGGAGAACUUCGGCUUUGAGCUGGUCAUCCAGUACAACGAGAACAAGCAGAAGGUGCAGAAGAAGAAUGGGAAGACAGAACAGGGCGAGAACCCAGAGAAGCUUGAGUGUGAUUCCUGCGGCAAGCUGUUUUCUAACAUCUUGAUUUUAAAGAGUCAUCAAGAGCAUGUUCAUCAAAAUUACUUUCCAUUUAAACAGCUAGAGAGAUUUGCCAAACAGUACCGCGAGCACUACGACAAGCUGUACCCCCUGAGGCCUCAGACCCCCGAGCCGCCGCCCCCGCCGCCGCCCCCGCCUCCACCCCCGCUGCCGGCAGCGCCGCCCCAGCCAGCAUCCACCCCGGCCAUCCCUGCGUCGGCCCCACCCAUCACCUCACCCACCAUCGCCCCGGCCCAGCCGUCCGUGCCGCUCACCCAGCUCUCCGUGCCCAUGGAGCUGCCCAUCUUCUCGCCACUCAUGAUGCAGACGAUGCCACUGCAGACACUGCCGGCUCAGCUGCCCCCUCAGCUUGGACCCGUGGAGCCCCUGCCCACGGACCUGGCCCAGCUGUACCAGCAUCAGCUCAAUCCGAGUCUGCUCCAGCAGCAGAAUAAGCGGCCUCGCACCAGGAUCACGGAUGACCAGCUCCGAGUCCUGCGGCAGUAUUUUGACAUUAACAACUCCCCCAGUGAAGAGCAGAUCAAAGAGAUGGCAGACAAGUCUGGGUUGCCCCAGAAAGUGAUCAAGCACUGGUUCAGAAACACGCUCUUCAAAGAGCGGCAGCGGAACAAGGACUCCCCUUACAACUUCAGCAAUCCUCCUAUCACCAGCCUGGAGGAGCUCAAGAUUGACUCUCGGCCCCCUUCACCAGAACCUCAGAAGCAGGAGUACUGGGGGAGCAAGAGGUCUUCGAGAACAAGGUUUACUGACUAUCAACUGAGGGUCCUGCAGGACUUCUUUGAUGCCAACGCUUACCCAAAGGACGACGAAUUUGAGCAACUCUCUAAUUUACUGAACCUUCCAACCCGAGUCAUAGUGGUCUGGUUUCAAAACGCCCGACAGAAGGCCAGGAAAAAUUAUGAGAAUCAGGGAGAGGGCAAAGAUGGAGAGCGGCGUGAGCUUACAAAUGAUAGGUAUAUUCGAACAAGCAACUUGAACUACCAGUGCAAGAAGUGCAGCCUGGUGUUCCAGCGCAUCUUCGAUCUCAUCAAGCACCAGAAGAAGCUGUGUUACAAAGAUGAGGACGAGGAAGGGCAGGAUGACAGCCAGAAUGAGGACUCCAUGGAUGCCAUGGAAAUCCUGACACCCACCAGUUCCUCCUGCAGCACCCCGAUGCCCUCCCAGGCUUACAGCGCCCCAGCACCCGCAGCCAAUACGGCAUCCUCUGCUUUCUUACAGCUUCCAUCAGAGGCUGAUGAGCUGGCCACCUUCAGUGCAAAACCAGAGGCGAGUGAUGAGAAACCAAAGCAGGCUGACCCUCCCAGUGCACAGCCAAACCAAACCCAGGAGAAGCAAGGACAACCAAAGGCAGAGCUGCAGCAGCAAGACCAGCCCGAGCAGAAGAUGAGCGCUGCCCAGCAGAAGCUCCCGCAGCUGACGUCCCCCGCACCGGUACCUACGCAGCCUCCUCCACAGGUGCCCCCCCCUCAGUGCCCCUUGCCCCAGUCAAGCCCCAGCCCCUCCCAGCUCUCCCACCUGCCCCUCAAGCCCCUCCAUACGUCAACUCCUCAGCCGCUGGCCAACCUACCUCCUCAGCUAAUCCCCUACCAGUGUGACCAGUGCAAGUUGGCGUUCCCAUCGUUUGAGCACUGGCAGGAGCAUCAGCAGCUUCACUUCCUGAGUGCACAGAACCAAUUCAUCCACCCCCAGUUCUUGGACAGGUCACUGGAUAUGCCUUUCAUGCUGUUUGACCCCAGUAACCCACUGCUGGCAAGCCAGCUGCUCUCUGGGGCCAUACCUCAGAUUCCGGCAAGCUCAGCCACUUCCCCUUCAACUCCCACCUCCACGAUGAACACUCUGAAGAGGAAGCUGGAGGAAAAGGCCAGCGCAAGCCCUGGAGAAAACGACAGUGGGACAGGGGGAGAAGAACCUCAGAGAGACAAGCGUCUGAGGACAACUAUCACACCAGAACAGCUAGAAAUUCUCUACCAAAAGUAUCUCUUGGACUCCAAUCCAACUCGAAAGAUGUUGGAUCACAUCGCGCAUGAGGUGGGCUUGAAGAAACGUGUAGUCCAAGUCUGGUUUCAGAACACCCGGGCCCGGGAAAGGAAAGGACAGUUCCGGGCGGUGGGCCCAGCGCAGGCCCACAGGAGGUGCCCUUUCUGCAGAGCACUCUUCAAAGCCAAGACUGCCCUGGAGGCUCAUAUCCGGUCCCGUCAUUGGCAUGAAGCCAAGAGAGCUGGCUACAACCUAACUCUGUCUGCAAUGCUCUUAGACUGUGACGGGGGACUGCAGAUGAAGGGAGAUAUUUUUGAUGGAACUAGCUUUUCCCACCUACCCCCAAGCAGUAGUGAUGGCCAAGGUGUUCCCCUCUCACCUGUGAGCAAAACCAUGGAGUUGUCUCCCAGGACUCUUCUGAGCCCUUCUUCCAUCAAGGUGGAAGGCAUGGAAGAUUUUGAAAGCCCCUCCAUGUCCUCAGUUAAUCUAAACUUUGACCAGACUAAGCUGGACAAUGAUGACUGUUCCUCAGUCAACACAGCGAUCACAGAUACCACUACUGGAGAUGAGGGCAAUGCAGAUAAUGAUAGUGCGACGGGAAUAGCAACUGAAACCAAAUCCUCUUCUGCGCCCAGUGAAGGGUUGACCAAAGCAGCCAUGAUGGCAAUGUCCGAGUAUGAAGAUCGGUUGUCAUCCGGCCUGGUCAGCCCAGCUCCCAGCUUUUACAGCAAGGAAUACGACAAUGAAGGUACCGUGGACUACAGUGAAACCUCAAGCCUUGCAGACCCCUGCUCUCCAAGCCCUGGUGUGAGUGGGUCAGCAGGCAAAUCUGGAGACAGCGGGGAUAGGCCCGGGCAGAAACGUUUUCGCACUCAAAUGACCAAUCUGCAGCUGAAGGUCCUCAAGUCAUGCUUCAAUGACUACCGGACACCCACCAUGCUGGAGUGUGAAGUCCUGGGCAAUGACAUUGGACUGCCAAAGAGAGUUGUUCAGGUCUGGUUCCAGAAUGCCCGGGCAAAAGAAAAGAAGUCCAAGUUAAGCAUGGCCAAGCAUUUUGGUAUAAACCAAACAAGUUACGAGGGACCCAAAACAGAGUGCACUUUGUGUGGCAUCAAGUACAGCGCUCGGCUGUCUGUACGUGACCAUAUCUUUUCCCAACAGCAUAUCUCCAAAGUUAAAGACACCAUUGGAAGCCAGCUGGACAAGGAGAAAGAGUACUUUGACCCAGCCACUGUACGUCAGCUGAUGGCUCAACAAGAGCUGGACCGGAUUAAAAAGGCCAAUGAGGUCCUUGGACUGGCAGCUCAGCAGCAAGGGAUGUUCGACAACGCCCCUCUGCAGGCUCUCAACCUUCCUACGGCAUACCCGGCGCUCCAGGGCAUUCCUCCUGUGUUGCUCCCUGGCCUCAACAGCCCCUCCCUGCCAGGCUUCACUCCAUCCAACACAGCUUUAACGUCUCCUAAACCGAACUUGAUGGGUCUGCCCAGCACAACAGUUCCUUCCCCUGGCCUCCCCACAUCUGGAUUACCAAAUAAACCGUCCUCAGCAUCGCUGAGCUCCCCGACCCCAGCACAAGCCACCAUGGCGAUGGCCCCUCAGCCAGCCCCCCAACCCCAGCAGCAACAGCCACAGGUGCAGCCGCCGCCGCCAGCAGCCCAGCCACCACCUGCACCACAGCUCCCGCCGCAGCAGCAGCCGCAGCAGCGCAAGGACAAAGACGGCGAGAAGGUCAAGGAGAAGGAGAAGGCACACAAAGGGAAAGGGGACCCCCUGCCUGUCCCCAAGAAGGAGAAAGGAGAGGCCCCCACGGCGGCUGCAGCCACGCUCUCAGCGCCACUGCCCGCCAUGGAGUAUGCGGUGGACCCCGCACAGCUGCAGGCCCUGCAGGCGGCCUUGACUUCAGACCCCACGGCGUUGCUCACGAGCCAGUUCCUCCCUUACUUUGUACCAGGCUUCUCUCCUUACUACGCCCCCCAGCUCCCCGGCACCCUGCAGAGCGGGUACCUGCAGCCGAUGUAUGGCAUGGAAGGCCUGUUCCCCUACAGCCCUGCGCUGUCGCAGGCCCUGAUGGGGCUGUCCCCGGGCUCCCUGCUGCAGCAGUACCAGCAAUACCAGCAGAGUCUGCAGGAGGCCCUCCAGCAGCAGCAGCAACGGCAACUACAGCAGCAGCAGCAGCAGCAAAAAGUGCAGCAGCAGCAGCAGCCCAAAGCAAGCCAAACCCCAGUCCCCCCGGGGGCUGCUUCCCCAGACAAAGACCCUGCCAAAGAAUCCCCCAAACCAGAAGAGCAGAAAAACGCACCCCGUGAGGUGUCCCCCCUCCUGCCGAAACCCCUCGAAGAGCCAGAAGCAGAAAGCAAAAGUGCGGACUCCCUCUACGACCCCUUCAUUGUUCCAAAGGUGCAGUACAAGUUGGUCUGCCGCAAGUGCCAGGCUGGCUUCGGUGACGAGGAGGCGGCGAGGAGCCACCUGAAGUCCCUCUGCUUCUUCGGCCAGUCUGUGGUGAACCUGCAAGAGAUGGUGCUUCACGUCCCCACGGGCGGCGGCGGUGGCAGCGGCGGCGGCGGCGGUGGCGGCUCGUACCACUGCCUGGCGUGCGAGAGCGCGCUGUGUGGGGAGGAAGCUCUGAGUCAACAUCUCGAGUCGGCCUUGCACAAACACAGAACAAUCACGAGAGCAGCAAGAAACGCCAAAGAGCACCCUAGUUUAUUACCUCACUCUGCCUGCUUCCCCGAUCCUAGCACCGCAUCUACCUCGCAGUCUGCCGCUCACUCAAACGACAGCCCCCCUCCCCCGUCGGCCGCCGCCCCCUCCUCGUCCUCGUCCUCCGCUUCCCCCCACGCCUCCAGGAAGUCUUGGCCGCAAGUGGUCUCCCGGGCUUCGGCCGCGAAGCCCCCUUCUUUUCCUCCUCUCUCCUCAUCUUCAACGGUUACCUCAAGUUCAUGCAGCACCUCAGGGGUUCAGCCCUCGAUGCCAACAGACGACUAUUCGGAGGAGUCUGACACGGAUCUCAGCCAAAAGUCCGACGGACCGGCGAGCCCGGUGGAGGGUCCCAAAGACCCCAGCUGCCCCAAGGACAGUGGUCUGACCAGUGUAGGAACGGACACCUUCAGAUUGUAAGCUUUGAAGAUGAACAAUACACACAAAUGAAUUUAAAUAAAAAAAUUAAUAACAAACCAAUUUCAAAAAUAGACUAACUGCAAUUCCAAAGCUUCUAACCAAAAAAAAAAAAAAAAAAAAAGGAAAAAAAGAAAAAGCGUGGGUUGUUUUCCCAUAUACCUAUCUAUGCCGGUGAUUUUACAUUGUUGUCUUUUCUUUUCUCUUUUAAUAUUAAAAAGAAAAAAACCCUUAACCCUGUUACAUUGUGUCCUUUUGAAGGUACUAUUGGUCUGGGAAACAGAAGUCCACAGGGCCUCCCUAUGUCUUUGGAGCUUAAACCCCUUGUAUAUUUGCCCCUUUCCAAUAAACGCCCCACGUUGAUAGCACAGAGGAGCCCGGCAUGCACUGUAUGGGAAAGCAGUCCACCUUGUUACAGUUUUAAAAAAUUUCUUGCUAUCUUAGCAUUCAGAUACCAAUGGCUUGCUAAAAGAAAAAAAGAAAUGUAAUGUCUUUUUAUUCUCAGGUCAAUCGCUCACACUUUGUUCUGUUUUCAGAAUCAUUGUUUUAUAUAUAUUAUUUUUUGGUUUUUUUUUUUUUUUGGUUUGUUUUUAUUUUCGUUCCAGAAAAGAUUUUUUUGUUUUGUUAAUUUAAAAACGGGCAGAAAGUAUUUGAGAAAAACAAUGUGAACUGCUUUAGCUUUCUGGGGAUUUUAAGGAUAGCUUUUCUGCUGAAGCCAAUUUCAAGGGGAAAAGUUAAGCACUCCCACUUUCAGAGUAAAAAAAAAAAAAAAAACCCACACAGAGUGUUGAGGACUUGUAGCUUAAAAAAAAAAGUUUUAAAAACUGACUUUCUGUAUUUAUGAUAGAUAUGACCAUUUUUGGUGUUGAGUAGAUUGUUGCAUUGGAAAUGAACUGAAGCAGUAUGGUAGAUUUAAAAGGAAAAAAAAAAACCUUUUGUGUACAUUUAGCUUUUUGUAUGGUCCAGCUGACAGCUCCUCAUUUGAUGUUGUCUUGUUCAUUCCUAGCAGAUAGAUUGCAAUCCGUUGAUUUGCCUAAGCUUUUCUCCCCUUUGUCCCUUAAUUCCACUUUCUCUUUCCUCCUCCCACCCUAUAAUCUCCCAUUUAAGGUAGCUGCCUUCAUUUCUUAGAGGGUAGCUGCAGAAUUAUUUUAUAAAACUAAAGAAAGAAUUUCAAAGGGUUCUAGGGGUCAUUAGGAUCCUCACAGAUUAUUUUUGGUUGGGGAGUUGAAACUUUUUAAAGGCAUAUAAUUCUAGUUAUCUACGUCUGUUAGCCUUGUACAUUUAGUUUUUAUUUAUCCUUCUUUUGGGUUUUUUUUUUCACCUGAUUUUCCCCCUCCUUGUUUGGUAGAUGCUUCAAAUAUUCUUUUCCUGAACUAAAGCAUUCGUUUCGGUUUGUGUAAUUGGGCUGUGUACUUUUCUUUUCUAAAAAAGUUUUUGGUUAGGGGUUUGGUUUCUGUGUUUUUGUUUUGUUUUCUUUCCUCUCUCAGAAAAAGAAAUUUCAUGCUUUAAAUAAAAUCCAAAGACACACCCUUUCACUGCUGAGGCAGAAAAAAGGGAAAGGGUUCUUGUUACUUGAGAAUUUGUUUCUGAUUUAAACAAACAAGACUUAGUUUAAUAAAAGAAAGAGUAAAACAAAAGAUUCCCAGGUUGUUAUGUGCUUCUUCUGCAAGCAGAGAGGCAACUGUUAAUGAAAUUCCAUAUACCAAAAGACACAUUUUUCACUUCAAAGUUUUGUCCUUGUGUUAGGCAGUCUGAGCGGUGAGUGAUCCAGAGCGCAGCCAACAAAGAAGCAGAUAGCACUUGUACGUACAGAGAGCAAAAAAGGAGCCGUGUGUGAGGCACUUGUGUUUAUGUUAAUAUCCAUAUUCCUGUAACAUGCAACACAACGCAACAUACACCCUUUCUCAUCUUACAAAAAAAAGCGGUCUGAACUUUGAAAGGAAAACUUUGUGCUGCUAUAACGUAGAUUUUGGAGACAAAUAGAUGCUUUGCUGUUUCACUUUCAUAGCCAAACAUCAACCGAAAGAAUCUCCCCUGACCCCGAAAGUUGAAGUCCUUCUCCCUUUCAUUCUCUUCCUUAUGUUUCAAAAGGGAACUUUGAAGACUGUGAAUGCAGGUUCCUCUGGUCACCUUUGGGCUUCUUUCCCCAAAUGAGUGCGGAAGCCACUCAUCGACUUUGCAAAAAGACUGGAGCAUUCCAAGAUCUGAAAAUGGAUUUCUUUUUUUCUCUUUUUCUUUUUUAGCCGGGACUAUUUUAUUUUUAUGAAUUUGUUUUUAGUUUAAUGAAAGAAUAGAUCCUGAACUGUUGUAUAUAUUUCUAACUAGGCUGACUGAUGCACAGUGCAAAUCCCUUUUUUAAUUUUUUAAGUAGAAAUACUAAAGAAUACCGUCUAACUAUUCAUACCAGUAUCCAGCUGUAGCAUAAGGUGUCAAAACAAGUACGCAAAAUAUUUGCUGUUUUAGCAAGCUGUUUCUUUUGCCAAGAAUUCUUGUAUUUCUCCCUGUGUUUGAGAUGAACAUUUUUAAAUUUUGAAGUUGUACAGUUUUGUUUUCCAUUAUUUUAUCUUGUUUGUAACUCUAUGAAAUAUAUAUAUAUUUUUUGCCAUUUAACUGUUGUAUGUUACUCUGUGUCUGUAUCAUAUAGAAAAAAAAUUGUUUUUGUUUUUGGUUCUCUAUGUGAUACCAAUUAACAAUUUAACACUAGCUUUACCUAUCAAAUUCUGCUAGGUCUUUUCUGAAAACUUUGUUUUUAAAAAUGAUAACUGCUUGGUAAUAGUGCAAUUUCUACCCCUUUUCCUCCCCCCUCAACUUUAAGUUCAUUUCCUUGUAAUUUUGCCACCUUCUCCCCAAUGGCUUUUUUUUUUUUUUUUUGAGCUACUAUGCCAUCCUCCCUCUGUGAGGCAGAGUGACUGUCAGUGUUUUGGUAUGCCAUGCCUCGACCUGUGGGUGUGUUUGGCAACAGCAAGGUGGUUGGGUAGAGUGGCUAAGCCUGCUUCCACCCACCAAUGUUCUCCAGAGGGGUUAUGUGAGUGUUUCAACCUGGAGUGGGUUGCAUGCUUAAUGCUUUCCUCUACAACUGUACCACCCACGCGUAUGUUCAUUCAAAAAGAAAAAAUAAUUCUUCUCAGCAUUAACCCAGAAGUAGCAAAGCAGUCAGUGAUGGUGAAGCUUAGAGGUCAGACAAGAGCUAGUUGAUGUUUGUGGGCUGACAUCCACCAUGACUGUGACCAGAAUCAUUUACAAAGCAUGAAUUCACUACAAUGCUCAACUGUUUAGACUGGUCUCACUCAGAGAAUUUACUCCUGUAGGUAGCUGAAUAGGAUAUCUCAACUCACUUUUAAAAUUAGUUUUUCACCUCCAUUAACACUUCAUAUUUUGGUUGGUUGGUUUUUUUCUGACUUUCCACAGUGUGGGUUGGUGCUGGCCACUAUUCAGUCACAGCACAAAAUGUGCCCACAGAAUGGGAGUUAUUUCUUCCAUCCUCCAAAAAGAAACUUAAGAAGGAAACACACACACACACGGAAAAGUUUAAUAAAUCUAGGAAGGUUUUUUUUUUUUUAAUUAAAAGCUAUUUAAAGAUAUGAAUGUGGCCAAAGUUUUACACAAUUGAAAAUAAAGUAAAACAGACGGCAUGUGUUUAAACCUGAGUUUAUCAGGCAUGGCAGGAAGUUGCAGGAGAGAGAGGCAGUGACCCAAGCCAGUGCACUUGAUGUUCAUGGACAUAUAUUUUUUUUAAAUAAUAAAUUAAAUUAAAACAUUUUAAAUAGAAGCAUAAAUUGAGUUGGUUGGUUGUUGGCGCUGAGAUACUGCCCACUGUGAAACAAAGCUUUGACUAGUUUUUUUGUUUAUUUACUUUCUUCGGGGGGGGGGGGGAGGGGGGCAAGUUUGGGUAGGAAAGAAAGCAUACAUGAACGUGACCCUGAGGUGAAGAGGUAUAUGAACAGCCUUUGCAAUGUACAAAAAACAAAAAACAAAAAAAAAAACAAAAAAAAAAUAGAGCAAGUGAAACCAAAAAUGAUGUUCUUGGUGUUUUUCUAUAAUGUAGUCUUGUUAGCUUUUUUGUUACUGUAACAAUGCUGAUCUCGAACUGUACCAAAAUACAUGGAGACUAACAGAACCACAUGGAACUUUCAAACUGAAAAAAAUUUGUCACAAAAACUUUGUUGUCAUAGUUAAGUUGAUUGUAGAUGGUAAUUGAAUAUACUCCUUUGAAAAUAUUUCAUCAAGUAUGUUUCCUGCUCAUUGUGAUACAUUAAAAAAAUAUGAGCAAA
Messenger RNA from Cervus elaphus (red deer), 15834 nucleotides. It is a transcript of the gene ZFHX3, whose product is annotated as zinc finger homeobox 3. Lineage: Eukaryota; Metazoa; Chordata; Mammalia; Artiodactyla; Cervidae. The transcript has 10 exons. Gene Ontology annotation, molecular function: DNA-binding transcription factor activity, RNA polymerase II-specific; zinc ion binding; RNA polymerase II cis-regulatory region sequence-specific DNA binding. Gene Ontology annotation, biological process: regulation of neuron differentiation; regulation of transcription by RNA polymerase II; brain development. Bases 425 to 11566 code for a protein of 3713 amino acids. Gene Ontology annotation, cellular component: nucleus. The record is from RefSeq and is a predicted model, not a curated record.